AUUACUUCGUGUCCAAAGCUGUGAUUUCUUUGCCAUCGUCACUUAUCUGCUUCAGAGCCGCUGCUGAGAUAGUCUCACAAUCUCCUUUUGCUCUUCAGACCUUCAGGAGAUGUCUCCCGAGAUACGUGUAGUUAUUCAAUAGUCUUUGCAUAGUGAAUAUUAUCUCAGGAAGCCUGUUGAACGACUUCGGUCAGGGCUGGGAAUCUACUUCACUUGAGCUAAGAAAAAUGAACUUGACGGAGAAACAAGUCAUCGUUGUACAAGCACUCCUUUGGAGCAUCAGCGGUGGAGUGCUCCUUAUCCUCUGCCUCAUGAUAGCCAUCACCUGCAUCCUGGCCAGAAAGAACCUACGCACACAUCAUCUUUGCCUUUCAUCCUCCCGCCAGCGGAAGGAUGAAUUUGGACAAAGUGAAGAAAUGGUUCAGCACAAGAAACUCCAGUCAACCAGGAGCAUGGACACUGACAUGUAUGUAGCCCCUCGCACCGACUUCUCUACAAAGUCGACCAAGAGUUAUGAUCGCUCGGCGAAUCGCCACGGUUCCCCAACCAACUCCCUCGAACACCACAUUUACGAUGAUCCUGACUACAUCCUGUCCUGUGCCAAGAUGGGAAGAGCACACUAUGGAAACGAGUCUGACAUAUCAAGUUCUCGUGAAUCCAACAACUACGAGAAGGUCCACGAUUACGCCAACGCCGGUUCCUUGCGACACUAAACCAGAGAGCCUCUGGCUUCAGAAACUCUACAAACCAUUGCAUUGAGGUUUACGUUCUUUGGCUAGGCUGUCAACUGUCCUCAUCCUCGUUGGCUUGAGCGCCUCCACAAGAAAAACUUACUGAUUGACUUCAUGUGAUAUUGUGUUGUCCUAUUUAGGGUUGAGAGAAGAUUUGUAGCAUUAGAAAGCUAAAUUAAUUACCAUGAUAAAGUAUUCCUAUCAGCAUUUCUAGCAUAUUUGUAAAGCCUUUUGGGCUGAGAAGUAAACUUCUUUCAUGAAAAUUUAACGUACUAGUCAUAGAAAAUGAUAAAACCCAAAGUAGGGAGCGAAAUAUCCACAGUUCUAUUGGACUGUGAGAGUCAGAGGUUUCCAACUCUAGAUCUAUAAGUAGGGGAUGUUUACUAUUUAUGCAGAAAACGUACUGUCAUUACCAUUAUUAUGAAUACUAUUUUUAAAAUUUCUUCAGCAACUGUCUGGGUAUUGUCGAUUAUCAUUUUUAUCAUGUUAUCUCAUGUACUAUCUAGACUGUGUGUAUGUUAUCGUCUAAAGUGUGUUCAGUUACUCUGAAAGAAUAUUACAGAUUUUAAUA
Molecule: messenger RNA, 1302 nt
Organism: Macrobrachium nipponense
Lineage: Eukaryota; Metazoa; Arthropoda; Malacostraca; Decapoda; Palaemonidae
Exons: 6
Coding region: 228-713 (161 amino acids)
Source: RefSeq, a predicted model, not a curated record